Molecule: messenger RNA, 2229 nt
Organism: Nerophis lumbriciformis (worm pipefish)
Lineage: Eukaryota; Metazoa; Chordata; Actinopteri; Syngnathiformes; Syngnathidae
Source: RefSeq, a predicted model, not a curated record
AUGAGUGGGGACCAUGCCCACAACGAGGACCAGAUUGACGGUGGCUCUCGAGUCAACGACUCUCACAGACAUAAAAAUAAAGAACAUAAACACAAGGACCACAAGAAAGAUAAGGAACGGGAAAAACUAAAGCAUGGCAAUGGUGAACACUCUGACAAAAAACAUCGCGAUAAGGAUAAGAUGAAGCACAAAGAUGGCAGCACAGAAAAAUUUAAAGACAAGCACAAGGAGAAGAAGCUAAAAGUCAUUGAUGGGAAAAUCAAAAAAGAGAAGGAGAAUGGCUUUUCCAGCCCGCCACAUGUAAAAUCUGACCCUGAUGAAGACUUUUACAACUCGCCUAAACAUGAGAAAUCAUUGAAGCGAGAGCGGGAUGAUGAUGAAGAUUACGAUAUUAAGCCCAAAAAAAUAAAGACUGAAAAUGACAAGAAGGACAAGAAAAGGAAACAAAUUGAUGACGCGAAGACUAAAAAGACGAAAGAUAAAAAAGGAGAAACUGCCGAUGGAAAAAAGAAAGCAAAAAAGGAACCAGAAGAGAAGUGGAAAUGGUGGGAAGAGGAGCGAUACACAGAUGGCGUCAAGUGGAAAUUUCUGGAGCACAAAGGACCAGUGUUUGCCCCACCAUAUGAGCCACUUCCUAGCAAAGUCAACUUCUACUAUGAUGGUAAACCAAUGAGGCUCAGCCCAGAGGCAGAAGAGGUGGCCACAUUCUUUGCCAAAAUGCUGGACCACGAAUACACCACUAAGGACAUCUUUCGCAAAAACUUUUUUAAAGAUUGGCGGAAGGAAAUGACCGCAGAGGAAAAAGCGAAGAUCACAGACUUGAAGAAGUGCAAUUUCACUGAAAUGGCUGAUUACUUCAAGGCUCAGUCUGAAGCCAGAAAGGCCAUGUCCAAGGAGGAGAAAUUGAAAAUCAAAGAGGAGAACGAGCGCCUCUUGCAGGAGUACGGCUUCUGCAUCAUGGACAGCCACCGAGAAAGGAUUGCCAACUUCCGCAUUGAGCCGCCGGGCCUUUUCCGCGGUCGUGGGGACCAUCCUAAAAUGGGCAUGCUUAAACGUCGAAUCCGACCCAAAGACACCAUCAUCAACUGCAGCAAGGACUCCAAGCACCCACAGCCUCCUCCGGGUACAAAGUGGAAAGAGGUUCGUCACGAUAACAAGGUGACAUGGCUGGUGUCGUGGACUGAGAACAUUCAAGGUUCCACCAAGUACAUCAUGUUGAACCCCAGCUCUAGGAUCAAGGGAGAGAAGGACUGGCAAAAGUACGAAACAGCCCGUAGACUAAAGAAAUGCGUGGACCGCAUCAGGACGCAGUAUCGCGACGACUGGAAGUCCAAGGAAAUGAGGAUCCGACAGAGGGCUGUCGCGCUUUACUUCAUCGACAAGCUGGCUCUAAGAGCAGGUAACGAGAAAGAGGAAGGAGAAACCGCCGACACGGUGGGCUGCUGCUCCCUCAGAGUGGAACAUCUCAAACUCUACCCAGAAAACGAGGGGCAAGAGUAUGUUGUGGAGUUUGAUUUCCUAGGAAAAGAUUCCAUUCGAUACUACAACAAAGUCCCGGUGGAAAAAAGGGUUUUUAAAAAUCUUCAAUUGUUCAUGGAAAACAAAGAGCCGGAUGACGACCUGUUUGAUCGCUUAAACACUUCAAUCCUCAACAAGCACCUUCAGGAACUGAUGGACGGGCUGACGGCCAAAGUUUUCCGUACAUACAACGCUUCAAUUACCUUGCAGCAGCAACUCAAAGAGCUUACGAACGCGGAUGAGAAUGUUCCGGCCAAGAUUCUGUCCUACAACAGGGCCAACAGAGCUGUGGCAAUCCUGUGUAACCACCAGAGGGCUCCACCCAAAACGUUUGAGAAGUCCAUGCAGAACCUGCAGACAAAGAUUGAAGCAAAAAGGGACCAGCUGUCAGAUGCUAAAAGAGAGCUGAAGAGCGCCAAGGCUGACGCCAAAGUACGGAAGGAUGAAAAAUCCAAGAAGGCUGUGGAGACCAAGAAGAAGGCCGUCCAGAGGAUAGAAGAGCAGUUGAUGAAGCUGGAAGUUCAGGCGACCGACCGUGAAGAAAACAAGCAGAUUGCGCUUGGCACUUCAAAGCUUAACUAUCUUGACCCUCGUAUUUCUGUGGCUUGGUGUAAGAAGUGGGGCAUUCCCGUUGAGAAGAUCUACAACAAAACCCAGCGCGAGAAGUUCGCCUGGGCCAUCGACAUGGCAGACGAGGACUUUGAAUUUUAA